Paracoccidioides lutzii Pb01 is the source of this 180-nucleotide messenger RNA. RefSeq lists its product as hypothetical. Bases 1 to 180 code for a protein of 59 amino acids. The transcript has a single exon. The record is from RefSeq and is a predicted model, not a curated record.
AUGUCAGAGAAUACAGUUGACUCUAGUAACCAGAUAUCAGGAGUUAGUAAAGAAACUCUGAUAAGAUUAAAGAUUGCAAAACUUCAGCAAGAAGUUGAAAUAAUGAAAGCUAGCAGAGAGAUACUUAUUAUCAAUGCUAGCAGCAAUGAAAUGAGUGAAAAUCUUGCAAACUAUCUAUAG